GAACUUCAAUCACUGUCACCUCACCACAGCAGUCGGACUACCACCUUCUGACACAGAUAAUCAGCAGGAUUUACAAAGAUGAGGAUAUACUCGUACAUCAAGUCAAUAACAAUCCUCUUGCUGGGAGUUAUUUGUCUGUUGAUCCUUAUUUUCAACAAAAAUCAUAAUGAUGUCCUAUCUGCCUAUCUCCAAAUCAAGAUGAAGAAUCUUGAGAAAAACCUUGACCCUGACCGUACUGACAGUGAGAAGAUGCCUCCCAGUGAUAAGCCCUAUGUAUAUAACUGGGAACCCUGCAAGCAAAAUAUGUCGGCACAGCACAUCGCAAACUUCAAAACUCUUCCGAAAAUCAUUCAGCACUUUCUUUACUACCGUCACUGUCGUCAUUUUCCCAUGCUGCUGGAUGUUCCUAACAAAUGUGGAGGAGCCAACAGGUCUUCUGAUGUAUUUCUUCUGUUGGUUAUCAAAAGCUCCCCCCCGAAUUACGAGAGACGGGAGGUGCUACGCAAAACCUGGGCGAAAGAGAGAUUACAGAAUGGUGUGUGGAUCAGACGGAUCUUCAUCUCAGGAACCUCAGAUGUUGGUUUUGAGAAUGUGAGGCUGAACAAGCUCCUCAAGCUGGAACAUCAAGAGUACAAUGACAUUCUUCAGUGGGACUUUUACGACUCCUUCUUUAACCUCACCUUGAAGCAGAUCCUCUUCCUGGAAUGGAUGGAAAGAAACUGUCCACACGCCCGCUUUCUCCUGAAUGGUGAUGAUGAUGUCUUUGCCAACACGGACAACAUGGUGGAUUUUCUCCAAGGUCUCAAAGACAAUAAUGGAGACAAACACCUAUAUAUAGGUCACCUGAUUCAGUAUGUGGGACCAAUUAGAGAUAAAUGGAGCAAAUACUAUGUACCAGUUCAGGUGUACGAGUCAGAGUCAUACCCUCCCUACUGUGGAGGUGGAGGCUUCCUCCUGUCUGGUUACACAGCUAUGGUCAUAUACUCUAUGUCUCAUUCCAUCGAGCUUCUUCCCAUUGAUGAUGUCUAUUUGGGGAUGUGUUUAAAGAAAGCAGGACUUUCACCAGUUUCCCAUAUGGGUGUAAAGACAGCAGGACUCCGCAUUCCCUCAAAAAAAGAAGAUCAAUAUCACCCCUGCUACUACAAGGAAAUUCUUCUUGUGCACAGAUUCCUUCCACUUCAGAUAUACAUUAUGUGGCAGAGAGUACAUGAAGCUAAUCUGAAUUGUUCUUUUUCAAAGACAGUGCUUUUAAAAAAACGCCACCAUUGAGGUCAUGUUAAAAAGCUAUGUGCAUGCAUGCUGGGUUUUUUACUUGUCAGUGUUGAAGUUAAAUUAUAAUGUUUCCCUUGCAAGUGGUGUGUUGCUUUUCAGUUCUCAAUCAGUAAAACCAGUGGGUUCUAUAUAAGAAAAAACAGACACAUAUAGUACAUUAGUAAUGAACGAGUGCACGCACAGACCCUAAGAUGACUGCACUUUUGGAAUGUGAAGCUCAUAAUCUGACAUAGAUGUACAUUGCUGAACUGCUGAGGAGGUGCCAGUGUUCACCAGGUGGCAGCACAACAUGUGAUGUGUUACUUUUCAUGGACACUUUUGAACAAUGCUCAAAACAUGGACGCUUCCGAAAGUUUAAUUGAAGCAAGUGUGACCGGAGGACCUAACUUUCUGGCCGGGACGGCGGUGGGAUUCGAAGGGUGCCGAAGGGAACUGAAGACCAAAACUCUACCAAGUCAGCCAAAGGGGAAUUCCCUGUUAGCCAAGCAAGCAGGAACAUCUUUUCAAUCUGGACUUCACCUUGCUACACAAGAUAAGGGAACUGCUCAAGGUAUUCCCUUAUCAGUAUUAUCCCAGACUGAUGAGGUCACUUUGAUCAGUGGGGAAACAUUUCUCAGCUAAACAAGUACAGUUGCCUGCCUCAGCUAAACUUUUCGGAAGCUUCUGAUCUUCGUCUGGAUGACUGAGAACCUAAACAGAGUCAAAACAGGGAUGAUUGAAAUGAUUCAAAAUGAGAUUUAACUCCGCGGACUUUCGAGCCAGCUGUCAGCCAUCUUUGUACUCCUCAUAGAAGCUGUGUGAUGACGUGGGCAAUGUGAGUGUCCAAUCGGAAUUGGUUCACCGUCAUGUGGUUUUCCAAAAU
Molecule: messenger RNA, 2134 nt
Organism: Thalassophryne amazonica
Lineage: Eukaryota; Metazoa; Chordata; Actinopteri; Batrachoidiformes; Batrachoididae
Product: N-acetyllactosaminide beta-1,3-N-acetylglucosaminyltransferase 3-like
Exons: 2
Coding region: 79-1269 (396 amino acids)
Cellular component (GO): membrane
Molecular function (GO): hexosyltransferase activity
Source: RefSeq, a predicted model, not a curated record